Molecule: messenger RNA, 5822 nt
Organism: Sabethes cyaneus
Lineage: Eukaryota; Metazoa; Arthropoda; Insecta; Diptera; Culicidae
Exons: 5
Coding region: 2367-4511 (714 amino acids)
Source: RefSeq, a predicted model, not a curated record
AAGACGGAUGUUUGCUACAGUAAAGCGUUAGUCGAACGUUUCUAUUGUGUAUUCGUUAAGUGUUAUAUGUGGGAAUUAUUCUAGCACUACAAAUUGAACCGAUCUAGCCGGUUCCGGACGGAGUAAUGGUGUUUUUAGGCAAUGAUCACGCAUUGAUCGUGUUCGUUCGCUGGUGGACUAUAAAGAGAUAGGUGGCGGGUCAACGAAAAAACAAAAAAUAAAAGACAUUGCAAACGAACGGCAGUGCCAGUGCGUGGUAUUGUGCAACCGAGCAAUAGCCAAGUGUCGUUGUUCAACGUGGGAAAGACUUACCUUGGCGUGUCUGACGACGGACGACAUCGUACGGAAUAUCUCCGGUCUCUGAUUGUGGGGCUGCGCUCGGAGAAUGGAAGAAAAGAAAGUGUGUGUAUACAAGUUAAACGGAAAGUUGAAUAAAACCAAACAGUGAUAACAAGUGAUUGUUUUGUGCAACGUCGAUCCCGGUGGUAACGGAAGAGUGCAUAAUACUUGUUGUGUGUAUGUCUCUGAUAGCGUCACAAUCACUGCAAUUGGAUGUGAUUUCUUUCUGGCCUCUCGGUGGUGAGUUGAAUGAAUUCCUUCAGCGCAGUUUGAACAGCACUAAAUAAAGAAAUACAAAAUACAAUUCGCCUUCAGAGCAUCGUUCGUGCAAAACGUGCCGAGUGUGGAUAACAAAGCUUUUUUUUGCUCAUCAGACGUGCUAAUUGUACGAGCUUAGCUAUUGUUUUAUGAGUACACAUAAAAAUUUAUUGGAAAAAUAAAUCAAACUCACGACUCGCUUUCGGUGUGAAUGUUUGUUGAGAAGAGGAAUCGAAGAAAAUCGCCUUAGGCGGGGUUCCAAAAGUGUAUUUCGAAAUUGGAUUGAAAUCGGUGUGCGGUUUUGUGACCUAUAUUGUGUGACGCGAGAAGAAACAGUCGUCGCCGCAUCGCCGUUGGAAGAGAAGUGACCACACACGUACCCACCUGCCGAAGGAAAGAAAACCGAAGCCAGGAAGAGGAGGGUGGAAAGUGUACCCGUUCCCGGGGACGAGACGAAAACCAAAAUAAAUUUAAAAAUUCAAAAAAGUGGUCAUUUGUGCCGGAGGAAUAAUAAUAAUCGACAGCGGCCGCAACAAUGCGCGGCUUCAGAUAAAAGGCGCGCGGUGAAAAGUGUAGGAUCUUUGAGCCGGUCUCUCGGCGAGCAGCUCGGAAAAAAGGCGGCCGGUCUUAUUUCCAGGAAGUGCGCCGUACGCGUACCUUCUACGGCAGAAGGAGCAGUCACAAGCACGAGAACUGCCGCAACACCCUUAAGUUAUCUUCCUGAGACCAUCUUCGGUGCAGUAGUUCGACGGCGGUUCUAAGGAUCGGAUCGGAUCGAAGUUGCUCGAGGCUCGCGUGAUCAACGGAGGCGCGCCCUACGCAAGUCGUCCCUAGCCAGAGCCGACACAGAGCCCGUGAGAGUUUGCCCGUGGACGAGUUUGGUAAAAGUCUUGUCCGAUUCGAUUAAAAGUAAAGGUUGAUUGGCGGACAGCAGAAAGGAGGCUCCGGUCGAGCUUUAUUGUGCCGCGGUCACUUUCGAUUUCGCCCCAAUGCCCAAUGACGACAGAAGGGUAGGUACCCUCCCCGAUCGUGACAGUGAAAGAGAAAGAAAUUGAUCGUGGGACUUGACGCGCGGUGUAUUUUGAUCGAAACGAAAUAGAGAGUGAAACGCUUUGAACCGGGCCCAGGUAGCGGUGAAAGAAAGGAAAAGUGUUUUGCCUAACCUUGAAAAACGAUAUCUGCUGACCCGAGACAGCGAGCUUGUGAAAUAGGAUGCAACAUUGCUGAAGGAAAGAGCACGAGUCUUCUUCCCAAAACGGUAAUCGAAAGUGCAAAAGUGACAAGAUCAUUAAUCCGUAAGCAAUCCAUUUUAAGCCAAUCAGUUAUUGUAACUAAGGUAAAGCCCACGAGGUUGUGCACAGUUUCGUUGUCUCAUUAAUCGGCUCUGCCCAAACCAAGUUGACGUGAUUCAAUUGAUCGAUAAAUGCGUGUGAUUAGUGUGCAUUCGUAAGUGUGAAGUGUUGUUGAAUAAAGUGGAAGAUUUACAUUCAAUUUUUAAGCAGUCAGGAAACGAAUCAGCCGGUGCUGUCGAGAACCGUACGAGGGCCAUCCGGCUCCGAUUCCCGAGCCACCAGCAGAGCUUCCGACUCGACUGAACAACCGGAACAAAUAAAGUGAUUUUAAAACUCCCGCGAUAACAGUGAUUUAUGGUAAUGUGAAAACGUUACGACGCAAUGCUCUGAACAAAAAAUCCUCAGGUUUACUCCUGGCAGUAAACAAAUAGAUUGCCCAAUGAAAACAGAGUGAGUCGUCAACGACACGUGGAAACAAUGAAAAAGAGAGCUAAACUUACAAUGUCCUCGCUGGCGCUGGCCGUGCUGUGCUGCUACUCGUGCUUGCUGGCACUGGCGAGCGGUUUGCCGAUUACGUCAAAACCACUGGACAAUAGUCCAGAUCAUUUAACCUGGCAGGCGGCUUGGCUAUCCGGAGAUUCGACCGCCACAGGAAUGCGAGGUAAAGCGAAAAAAAUCACCAAAUCGAUCUUCAUCGCGCCGGAACUGAACGGCUUCAAUGGGUCGCUCUGCCCGCCGGAUACCAAGGUGGACUUCAACGGAAAAUGCAUCAACGCAGUCAACAUCAAUACUGCCGAUAUUCUCGUCACUAAGUUGAAGGGCAUUCUCAAUGAAGGGGGAGGUGUACCGAAUAACGAAGGUGACAUGGAUUACACGUACGAUGAUGAUACUUCCGGCCCGUUCCAAGUUAAUCUACCACUGGAUAUCGACUUACCUUUUGAGUCAUCGCCUCUACAGUCCAGACCGAUAGAUAAUUUUUACGAUUCAACUGCGAUAGAUCCUGCGACAGAUGUGAACAAAAACAAUGUGAAACAAACUACUUCUGUUGUUAAUGAACAAAAGACGACAUUUCUUGACGAGCCAAGUCGUCAAACAGUCGAUCAAUCAGCUGCCGAAACUCAUACCGAUAUAUCGUUUCUUUCCUUUGAAAGUUUACCCAAUGGAACACUAUCAACGCACCUCGAAAUGGACGGGAAUAAUGGCACCGUUAUUCAGCAAAUUGUUCUCACUUCCACAUCUGCUACUCCGACUACCACUAAUAUGGAUACGUUUAACGCAGAAUUUCCUAUCGCUGCUAGCACAAGUACUAUGGCAAGUUUUGAUGUUACCUCCACUGUUAUGAGCACCACUAAUGAAGAAUUUGGUACAUCUACUACUGAGUUGGCAUCAACUACUGAAAAUGCGAUUUCGAUGACUACCAUCAUUAGUACCACAACUGACAGGCAAUUGAACGAUGGAUCACACAGUACCACUACCGAAUCAAUCAUCAAAGCCACAUUAGAUGACGAUUUUGACGGUUUGAAAUCGGAGCUUGCUGAAGAAUCUUUAAUCUUGGAAUCUAACGGCUUCAUCACUACCGAUCAGCCCUCCACAAUGUCUACAGACAUAGAUAUAGAAAGUGAAUCCACUAGCACUGUUUCGUUUGGCAAGAAAGGAUGGUCGAUGACUACAACUAGGCCUACUGAAGGUACAUCAGCUUCAACGAAAGUGUUGGUUAAUACGAUUCCACCGACAACUGCAAAAGCUCCUUUCUCUCCUAGGCCGGUCCAAGUGGUCACCCCCAUUCGAAACAAGUGGCACAGUGCGCCAGGAGCCACACCACUCCCGUUCAUAGUUGCUGGUUACACCCAGCAGGAGCGUACGACGCGAGCUACACCGGAAACUACCACUCCCAUGCACGAUCGCGGUACCGAAUCCCCGCUGUUGGUGAUAGUAAACGAUACCGAAGCAGAUAAGAAAAAUCGUGAUAGCAUUCACCGUCAAGAGUUAAAGGAAAAUAUUCGUGAAAAUAUGGACAGCAACAAUCGGUUCGUUUACCAUCAUCUCUCAGCGCCAUCUCCACUCACGACCGAAUCUUCUACGACUCUUGAUCGAAGCUACAGUGAUCAGCUGCGAAAGAUCAACGAAAUUGUCGCGGAGAACAGACAGCGUCAUCAGCAAAAUUCUCGAAUUCGUUUUCCCAGUAAUCGCGACGAAGAUCAGCAUCCUGCCGCAAGCAACAACCAGAUGAUACGAUUCCCAGGUUCGGUUGCCAACCGUGUCACGCCACACAGCAACCGAUUACCGGACAUCUUUCCGAAGAAAUCACCCGAUAGCACAACGCAACGACCACCAUUCUGGUGGCUACCCUCCGGCUGGGAAGUGGAUCAAACGGGACAGAAGCCGAUGUUACUCCGGUUCUGGUCACGCAUGCCGCUGGUACGCGAUCAGUCCAUAACCACCAGCAGCAGCGGUCGGAGCUCGAGCAAUCGCUGGAGACCAUCAACCACUGACAACGCUUCUACAUCGCCGGUGGCCCCCAGAGGUAACUCCAGAAGUCCCAGCGAAAACUUCUACAAAGAGGUAUCCUCCCAGGACAUGUAUAAGGUGCUGAACAUGCGUCAGCUGAAGCACAAGAGAUAAAGCCAUUAAUCUCUUCUUCUUCUUCUGUGGUAGUUUCCCGUCAGCUUUAAGUAUUAUUUAAUUGGAGCACAAUUGUGUAUAGACAAAACGUAGUGGUACAACGAUUACUCAUUUAAGAAUCCACACCAAUCUUCGAGCAAAAUCACACGCACAGGGCGAAAUGUGAGAAACACUAACCAUAGCAGCACUCCUGUCAAGUAAUUUUCGUUUAUGUCAUAACAAUUUGCGUAGUAACUGUGAUAUUUUACCACUCUUUGCAAGCCUCUUACAAAGAAGUAUUUUUAGCUCUUGAAAAUACCUGCUUUUACCGAAGAGACCCACGCUGCUUUCGAUUUAACCUACGAAAGAGAUCUUAUUUUAUCACUCGACUGAUAAAAUGUGCAAAUCACCCUUUAUUGUUUAUCUAACUUUCUCACAUUUUCGCGCACAACAAAAUUUUAACAUUCAUGUUGAGACUUGUAUGUCUUCUACUGCUUAAACUUUUAUUUUAUGUAAUUAUUACUAUUUUGUUCUACUGUAUAUAUCUAAGGUCUGUUUACUGCAGUUGAAUUGUGUUGUAAAGUCUUGCUAAAUAAAAAGUUUUAUCUUCCAAUUGUUACGGUAGAUUUUACCGCAGAAUGUCAAACUCACGAUAGAGCCAACAUCCUAUCCUGUUUGGAAUCUAUUUUACUCUGUAAGGAAAACAAAUCAAAAUUUGUGUGAAAAAAAUACUUACAUAUAUGUAUGUGCCAAAAUAUUAAAUUUGUAUUUUUGUACUGGCGAAGGGCAAGUAGAAAAAAACAUCACCAUAGUUUACUAAUUUGAGUGUAUUGCAUGUUUUUAUCAUAUAAAAAUAGUGCAAAAACUAUUGAAACUCUCUAAUAGAACUACUUGACAACCGAAAGGCUACAUAAAAUUUCUGUAAAUAUACUGAAACAUUAAUAAAUCUUUUGUAGCAGCGUUUAUUGAUCAUUAUUGAUAUUCGUCAGAAAAAAAUAUAAAUGUUUAGUGUGUACAUUGUGAAUCAAAACAAAACUAAUAUUUAAUUUAAACCUUAACUGCUAGCGAGAUAAUCCGAUGUCUAUUGCACAAAUGUAUGUAGGCUGCAAUCAGCUAUAUAACAAAACAGUAAGAAGAAGAUACGUGGCUGCAAAAGAAAAUAAUGCCGAAAAAUGUUUGAAAACAAAUUAUUGCCAAAAGUUUUACCCUGUAUUAUAAUUAACUUUUAGUGAAUACACACAUGUGAGCAGUAGUAGUAGUACAUAGAAGAAAACCCCCGCAAAAUAUGAUACAAAUCAAAACCGUGGAAAUUUUGUCGCAAAAAGGAGAAAG